Messenger RNA from Archocentrus centrarchus (flier cichlid), 1248 nucleotides. RefSeq names its product C2 calcium-dependent domain-containing protein 4C. The transcript is spliced from 2 exons. Lineage: Eukaryota; Metazoa; Chordata; Actinopteri; Cichliformes; Cichlidae. The coding region runs from base 1 to 1248 and encodes 415 amino acids. The record is from RefSeq and is a predicted model, not a curated record.
AUGUGGGUUCUUGAGAAGAUCAGGGAGAGCAUGGAGAGCCUUCCUCUGGAGUUGAGUCGUUACAUGGGGAAGAGCGAGGAGGAUACUGCAUUCCCUUCAAAAGCCAGCCUCUCACAGAGUCUGCACAACAAUGUCCUAACCCCAGACAAGAUCCCAGAGUUCUGCCUGCCUCCACGGCUCUGCAAGAGAAGCCCACUGGUGGAAGCUGAGAAAAAUCCACCAUUUGUAUUUAAUCAAAAACAGAUUCCGAAGAGCAGCCACUUUUCAGCCACUACUCAUGUAAAAACAAAGGAUGUGAAGACAAAGAAUGGUGACACAUCACUGGUUUGGAAAGCUACAAAGAAACCAUUGCCAUUCUCUGCAGAGGGCUAUGGCCUGGCUGGAAUUUAUGAGAGCCCCAACACUCGGAGGAAGGAGUCUUUGUUCCAUUCAAAGCGCCCUGUUUACGUGCUUGAUAGAAAUAUGCCUACUGCAGCACCAAGGCUGACAAAAGAGGCACACCUGCCCAAGAAAUCUUUAUCUGGGUUUCUCCCAGUGUUUUUAUGCAAGAGCCUGUCAGAGACAUGGCGACCUUCUUCCAGUGAUUCCUCUCCCCUAAGUUCCCCUUAUUGUGUCAAAUCCUCCCUCUAUGGCCCACCAAACAGUGGCCGUCUUAAGGGUACAGUAUCUUGCCCUUCAUUAAUUGACAAUAAGGAGGACAGAGGGAAGUGGAAGAGGGGGGGUUUAACAGCCUCACCCAGCAGCCCAUCAAGCUUGAAGAAAAACUCAGCCAACCUAACUCCACCAGUCCUCUUCCCGCUGGAUGUUCUGCAGUGCCAGGAGAGACUUGAGCGAGAGCAUGUCCUUCCGUUGCAGGGCCGUGGUAGAGUGCGACUUUCUGCUGAGCACGCGACAUUCUCCAGCAGCAUGUCGUCACUCUUUUCCACAGUAAGAGUACGUGUGGUGUCUGUGGAAGGCCUGUGGAAUGAUACUGACAGACAGACCCUGAACUGUGCAGUGAGUCUGUGCCUGACACCAGGGAAGUUGCAGCAGCAGGAAAGCGCCAUUAUCAGGAACUGCCGGAGCCCAGUUUUCAAUGAAGAUUUCUACUUCACAGAGCUGAGUCAGAAAGAUCUACUGGAAAUGCAGCUUAGGUUAAAAGUAGUGGAUAAAGCUGCAGCUGGAACUCUGAGACGAGGAACAGUGAUCGGAGUGAUCACUAAACCUCUGUCUCAGUUGCUUAUUUUAAAUGAACAGUACAAUGUGUAA